Molecule: messenger RNA, 348 nt
Organism: Oryzias melastigma (Indian medaka)
Lineage: Eukaryota; Metazoa; Chordata; Actinopteri; Beloniformes; Adrianichthyidae
Product: hypoxanthine-guanine phosphoribosyltransferase-like
Exons: 2
Coding region: 40-285 (81 amino acids)
Biological process (GO): guanine salvage; hypoxanthine metabolic process; GMP salvage
Molecular function (GO): hypoxanthine phosphoribosyltransferase activity; magnesium ion binding
Source: RefSeq, a predicted model, not a curated record
UUUGUCGUUUCAAGGACGGAGCGGCUGGCUCGAAACAUCAUGGACGACCUGGGCGACCACGACAUCGUGGUGCUGUGCGUGCUGAAAGGAGGCUACCAGUUCUGCGCCGACCUGGUGGACAGGAUCAAAGCUCUCAGCUGCAACUCCGACCACACGAUUCCCAUGAGAGUUCACUUCAUCCGCCUCAAGAGUUACCUGAAUGACCAAUCGACCGAAGAUCUUCACAUUCUUGGAGCAGAAGAUCUGUCCUUUUUAUCUGGAAAGGUAAUUUUUGUUUUUAUUUAAAUAAAAAGAUAAAUAAAGACUAUCCACUAUCACAUAUAGUCAGAUGUCCUGCCUAACCUUUGC